AUGAAGUCGUGUGCCCUGCCGAUUCUGCUCUUGCUUGGCACUACAUUCACGAUCACCUCCGCGAAGAGUUCCAAGCCCUGGUUCUGCCAUGAUCUUGAUUGUCCCGAAUACGAUGUGGUAGAAAAGAACGAUGAUUACGAAGUGCGUGAGUACAGCAAAGGCAAAUGGGCCUCCACUAAGAUUGAGGGCUACCUUUACUCCGCUAGCAUCGUCCAAGGAUUCAAGCGCCUUUUCGAUUACAUCAGCGGCGAGAACGAGCCCCAGGUGAAGAUCAACAUGACAGCACCUGUGGUCACAAAGGUGGAGCACGGCGACGGGCCUUUCUGCAAGAACAACUUCACAAUUUCGUUCUUCGUGCCGUUCUCUGAGCAGGCGCGUGACGACACACCAAAGCCGUCAAGCAAGGAUGUGUUCAUUCAGAGCACGCCAAGCGCAACCUUCUUUGUAUCUCAAUAUGGAGGUUUCGGCAUGGAUGACAUCACCAUUUCAGCAAAGGCUGCAGCCCUUGCAAAGAAGCUGCUGGCAAAGGGUGAGAGCUUCCAGGAGGGUGUCUUCUUCACAGCUGGCUAUGACCCGCCGUUCCGUCUGCAGAACAGGCACAAUGAGAUCUGGAUCCUGAAGAAGGAGGCCCAGUCUGUGCUGACAAAGGAGUUCGCGUCUUGAAGUGAAUGGAGUGCUGUGGCCAAUAGUUACUAUGGUUUUGCAUGUUUUCUUCAGUCAACGAGCAGGCGCCAUUGAGAAUGAGCAGGAGCUGUAGCAUCUCAGUGUGGGCGCUGCAAGUCCCCAAGACUGCUGAGAUCCGCCACUGCUAUUGUGUGCAUCUAGUGCUUAUCGAUAAGCAGAUAUCUGCUGGAACAUCAAUUUCAGGGAACGCUUAAGAGGCAGUUCGCUGCCACUGAUUGCGGUGUUGCUGCUCUCUAUGUUUGGCAUGCACGGAUUGUUGCCGUACAGCGCUAGCUACAGCAUUCCAAUCACUUGUUGAGCACGGCCAGCCCGCAUUGCAUGGCAUGGCAUGCGGCGCAUGCUGCGCACCGGUGCCCUGUCAAAGAUUCUCAAGC
Molecule: messenger RNA, 1058 nt
Organism: Coccomyxa subellipsoidea C-169
Lineage: Eukaryota; Viridiplantae; Chlorophyta; Trebouxiophyceae; Coccomyxaceae
Product: SOUL heme-binding protein
Exons: 6
Coding region: 1-663 (220 amino acids)
Source: RefSeq, a predicted model, not a curated record